Molecule: messenger RNA, 330 nt
Organism: Emiliania huxleyi CCMP1516
Lineage: Eukaryota; Haptophyta; Isochrysidales; Noelaerhabdaceae
Exons: 2
Coding region: 1-330 (109 amino acids)
Source: RefSeq, a predicted model, not a curated record
AUGCGCGGCGAGAAGGAGUGCCCCAUCUGCCUCGAGACGCUCGAGCCCUCGACAGGCGGCCUGGUCAAGACUGCGUGCCCCGGCGGCCACAUCUUCCACCGCUCGUGCCUCUACCGCUGCUUCGGCGACGGCUGCACCGCCGAUUGCCCCAUGUGCCGCCAGCCCAUCGCCAAGGGCGACGAGACCCCUCUGCCGCGGCCCGACAAGACGCCGCCCAAGCGGCGCCGGAUCUCCGGCUUCAACAACCGCGAGGCGGUCGGCGCGCUCCCGCGGCAGAGCUUGCGGGUCUGCAUGCGCAUGGGCCUGCCGACGGAGCAUGCCGUGCGCUAG